AUGUCCUUCAACAAAGUCGAACUUUACGGCGGUGCCAUGACCGUCGACCUNCCCUCCAAUUUCGCAGACGUCAGCCAGAUCAGACAAGUACCCGACAACCAAGAAGUUUACCUGGACAAAGAUGGUCUUUCAAGUAUCGUGUUUGAUAUCUUGGAGCGUGUGGACAAACCGGAUCUGGAUGCUCUAAAGUACCAUCUUGAAGAUGUCGUCGAGGAUGAUGUGAAUGCUACAAAACUCUGUACGUCAAACUCUGCCGUGUUUACCAAAUUACCAUCACAAACACCCGCCUACACUCUCUUCGCUACCCACACAGCAUCAGCAGACGCCGUGUCUCGCGGCAAAGCCCCCGACUUCACAGGCAUCCUACUCACACUCAUCCGCCUGGAGCGCCAACAAACCGACCUUGUCAUCUCUGUCAAUGUCCCCCACGUAGACGGCGAAUACAACAAAGACGAUGUUGACCCUUCAGCCGGAAAGCAAGGACCCAUGCUGGAUGCCGCAACAUCAUUCCGUGACCGCAUCUUGCAGACUUUUGAAAUCAAAGACUGGGAUUUGUUUGUGCAGGAAUGA
Aureobasidium vineae is the source of this 570-nucleotide messenger RNA. The record is from the annotation of a GenBank genome assembly. Lineage: Eukaryota; Fungi; Ascomycota; Dothideomycetes; Dothideales; Saccotheciaceae.